CGGAGCGAAAUUUUUCUUUUUUGAUUGAUUGGCUGAAUUUGAAAAUGUGAGAGAGAGAGAAAGGAAGAUGCGCGCGCAUCUUGGACUUUUAUGCUUAGAAAGAACAAAAAAAAAGUUUAUCGAUCGUUGUUGAAUUGUUUUCGUUUUAUUCUGUGUGUCUCUCCAGAAACUUACUGUAUAUUUUAUUAAUUAUUAUUAUUAUGAUUACACCAAUAAUAUCAAUUAUUAUUACUAGAGAAAAGAAAUUCAGGGAAAUAAUUUAUGUGCUGUAUAUAAUUAAUUUUAAAAUGCGGAUAGAACCCGUUUUAUGAUUAGCCUUAGUAUUUAAAAUGGAAGGAAAGAAACAAGAAGCGACAAAAAAAUAACUACAAAUACAAUUUAGUACCUGUGCACUUAAAAAAAAUCUCAACUGAAUGUAUUAAACGAAAUACUAAAACAUGUUUUAAUUAAUUAAAGUUCUUUAUUUCUACACACGACGUUCUUUGAAUUUGAAACCGCGGAAGUGACGUAGGCGUCGGCGGUGGAAGGAGCGUGCGUGCCAUUUUUUUCUUUUUUUUUUGAAAACGCGCGGCGCGCCCCCACAACCUCGAGCUUGCUCACUGAUGGCGCUGGACAUCAACAAAAAUGAUUACUACAACCAUGUUUACGUGAGCGAUCUAUAAUAUUAUUUUAGGACUACAUUUCGUCAUCGUCGGAAAUUCUGGACGAGGAUUUCCUGGUGCUGCAUUCCUCUAUUAUGUUAUAAUGGAUUUUAAGUCUGUGGAGGAAGCGAACGAUCUCCUGAGCAAUGGAAUACUGGUGGAAACAGCUAAAGGCGUGGUGUGCAUGUCCUUGAAUGAUGCCCUCACAUCAGACUUGAAUCUAUCCGUGGAAGACUUACAGACUGUGGCUGCUCAAUUACUGCUGCAGCAGGAAACGAAAACCAAGAAACCUCUAAUCUCAGUGCAGAGUGUCCAGGCAAUAAAUUCAAGUUUUGUUUCAUCUGAUGGCUUGGGUGAUAGUGAUGGGUUCACAAGUGAGUCCAGUGAAAAGUUACCGAUCCCUCCACAGGUCACUAUUGUGGAACCACAGAUUGAAGCCAAAGUGCCAAAGAAGAGAGGUGGUUGGCCCAAAGGGCGAAAACGCAAACCAGAGCUGCUGCAUCUGCCCCCAAAGGCUCCAUCAACUGGCUACAAUCUGUAUCUGAAUGACCAACGAAAAUUGUUCAAGGACAGCCCCAUGCCUUUCCACGAGAUCACCAAGCUGAUUGGAAACAAAUGGAGCAGUUUGAGCUUGGAGGAGAAGAAACCUUAUUUGGAGAAAGCUGAGGAGGAGAAGAGGCGCUACAGGGAAGAAUUAAGGGAGUACCGGCAAUCUGGAGCUUAUCAACUUUAUCUGGCAAAUAAAAGGAGGAAGAGGGCUAAGUACAAUGUACUAUCAGAGAGUGAUAUGGAUGCAACUGAUGAUCUGGAUGAGGAAGACAAUGAAGAGCUGUAUUGCCGGACCUGUGAUCAAUACUUUCAUAACCUGCACAACAAGAGGGAACAUUUGCAGGGCAAGCAGCAUAUGCAAUCUGUCGCCGGUGCCAUACACAGUGAGUUGGGUUCAGAUUAUGAAACUGGAAACACCUCCUCAUUCAGUACCUCAUUGGAUGAGUCGUCUUUGGACGCCACCAUCCAACCAAAAGUAGAAAAGUCUGAUUUGGUCGUCGAUCAUAUGGCGAAUUUGAUUGGGGCCUUGAGCAAGCGGGAGACUGAUAUUAAGACUCUGCAGCGGUCUCUGAAGGAGAAGAACUCCGGCAAUACGGCGCUGCACCAGCAAUACGCGCAACUGAAGGAGCGCGAAACGAAACUUAAGAAGGAAUUGGCAUCAUUGAAGCAGCAGGAGAAAGAAAUGGAGGCGGUUACAUUCAACUUGUGGCAGGUGCCCAGUUGGUUCGUAAUUUCUGAUAAUCAAAAGUUACCACAAUAAAGAGUGUUUUAUGAAGAAUGAAAAAAAUGGAAGAAGGAAAUUCCUUAUUAUGGAUGCAGUAUUACCAGCGUAUAUCUUUGAACGGCAUUUUCUUUUUGAAACUCUUUAUUUCUUUCUUUUCUUUGUUAGAUUAUAUAUAUACUUAUU
Nicrophorus vespilloides is the source of this 2097-nucleotide messenger RNA. RefSeq lists its product as uncharacterized. The record is from RefSeq and is a predicted model, not a curated record. The transcript has 2 exons. The coding region runs from base 745 to 1950 and encodes 401 amino acids. NCBI's taxonomy places the organism in Eukaryota, Metazoa, Arthropoda, Insecta, Coleoptera, Silphidae. Gene Ontology annotation, cellular component: nucleus. Gene Ontology annotation, biological process: regulation of gene expression.